AUGGAUAUGUCAGGAAUUACACCUCCGUGCAUGGAUUGGGACAGUACAAACCUCCCGGAGGCGUGGGAAAGGUUCAAGCGACACGUGGAACUCAUCUUCACUGGACCUUUGAGCUCCAAAUCAGAGAUAGAGAAAGUGUCAUAUCUUCUCUUGUGGAUAGGCGACAAAGGCCGCGACGUUCAUCAAGCGUGGACUCUGACUGAAGCCGAGAAAAAGAGCCUGAAAUCCAUUUACAAGAAAUUUCAAGCUCACGUCCAGCCAAAACUCAACCCAAUUUUCGCGCGCUUCAGAUUCUACAACGAAGUUCAAGGAGCUGACACUAUCGACAAAUUUGUCACUCGACUACGACUACGCUCACGUGACUGUAAGUUCAACGCAAACGAAGACGAAAUGAUCAGAGACAGGAUCGUUUUCGGCACGAACAAUUCAAGAAUAAGGGAAAAACUCAUCAAUGAAGGAGAGAAGCUAACGCUUGACAAAGCACUCCAGAUAGCUCAAAGCUUUGAGUACUGCCAGACUCAAAUGGCAACCAUGAAUUUGACGUCAACGCAAACGGACACACCGCCAGUCACCCCAACACCCGUGGACGCCAUACACAGACGUAACGGACGUAAGCCACCGCCAGACAACCACCAACAGCAGCGCCAACCACCACAGCAGCGCCAACAACAACGUUCAUAUCAACGAUAUGAGAAAUCAUGUGACAAUUGCGGACGAGUGCACGGACCUACCAAAACUCAGUGCCCAGCAUUUGGCAAAUUGUGUAACAAGUGCCAAAAACAAAAUCAUUUUGGACAUAUGUGCAGAAGUAACCAGAAUUACCACAAAUCUGUACAUGACAUUGACGCUAGUGCUGUAGACGGUGCAUGUGGAUAUUCAUGUGACACACCGGAAUACUACAUCGACAUGGUAAGCACACGUUCUUUAUCACAAUCGCCAGACCGUGCCUUCGUUCCCAUCACUCUUGGUCCUAGCAAAGUACCAAUACAUUUCAAAAUUGAUACAGGCAGUGAAUGCAACAUAGUUUCACAUGAAACGUUCAAACGCCUAAAAUUAAGUGCCCCUCUCGAGCCCCCCGACAGCAAACUGACCUCUUACUCAGGCGACCUUCUCAAGGUUCUUGGAAAAGUGAGUCUUCCCUGCUGCCACAAAUCUGAUACAAUCAUGGCUACAAUCUAUGUUGUUGAGAAUCGUGCCCCUCCAUUGUUAGGACUCAGAUCAUCACUAGAGUUGAAUUUGAUCAAGCUGACCUACUCUGUAGAAAACUCCCCCAAAGAGCCCCAAGUACUGACUAGGGAUUCUGUAAUGUCCGAAUACAAAGAGCUUUUCCAUGGAGUUGGGGAAAUUCCAGGGUUUGCGAAUUUACACCUUAAGGAAAAUGCAGUCCCCGUUGUGAACCCCCCGCGAAAAGUGCCCGAAGCUCUUAAACCACGACUUAAGGACGAACUCGACCGCAUGGUCAAAGACGGAAUUGUCACUAAGGUCACCGAACCCACUGACUGGGUAAAUUCGAUAGUUUUGGUAGAAAAGCCAAAGACAGGUAAACUUAGGGUUUGCAUUGACCCAAAGGCUCUAAAUGACUCAAUCCGUAGACCGCAUUACCCAAUGCCGACUUUAGACGACGUGACGUCAGAGCUAUGUGGGGCUACACAUUUCAGUAUUCUAGAUAUUACGCAUGCGUAUUGGAGUGUCAAACUAGAUCACGAGUCUUCCCUACUUACAACGUUCAGUACGCCUUUCAGCAGAUAUAGAUACCUAAGGCUCCCAUUUGGCAUCACAUCUUCAGGCGACAUAUUUCAGCAGAAAUGCAAUGAAAUCUUUGAAAACUUGCCCGGAAUUCAUGCCAUAGUAGACGACAUUUUGAUACAUGGUCGCUCACGGUCAGAACACGACGAAAAUUUGCGAAAAGCGCUCAAUAGAGCACACGAAAUAGGCAUUAAAUUUAAUCCCGACAAAUGCGUUAUCGGAGCGACAGAAGUCCCUUUCUUUGGUCACGUCAUUUCUAGUCAUGGCCUCAAACCCGACAAUGCCAAAAUAGACGCCAUUGUGAAACUCAAAACGCCGGACUCCCGCGCAGAGUUAGAAACAUUCCUCGGCAUGGUCAAUUACUUGGCCAAAUUCGCGCCAAAACUCGCCGAAACCACAUCCCCUCUCCGGAGCCUCUUGCAGAAAGAUAUCGAGUUCUUUUGGGAUGAGCCGCAGACACGCGCGUUCGAAAAGGUCAAGGAGACGAUAACAAGCUCACCCGUUCUAGGUUACUUUGACCCAAAGAAGCCCUUAGUCUUAGAAUGUGACGCAUCACAAAACGGGCUCGGAUGCUCCUUAUGGCAGGACGGUAGGCCCAUAGCAUACGCUUCAAAAAGCUUAACUAAUACUGAGAAAAUGUACGCAAACAUUGAACGCGAACUCCUUGCAAUCGUGUUUGGUUGUAAGCGAUUCCAUCAGUUUACGUAUGGUAGACACGUAAUAGUUCACAGUGACCACCGACCGAUUUCUGCAAUAAUGAAAAAACCCCUGUCGGCAGCCCCUCCCAGGCUUCAGAGAUUGCUGCUAUCUCUGCAAAAGUAUGACGUAACAGUAGAACACGUACGCGGAAAGGACAUUCCCGUUUCUGAUUACUUGUCAAGGCACUCAGUAAAUGAAACUUACCCGACACUGAUUGAAGGUUUGGACACACACGUCCAUUCGGUUAAAAGACAGCUUCUUGUAACCGACUCACGACUUGAAAAAAUAAGACAGGCUAUUAGAGACGAUCAUGACAUGAAAGUAUUGAAACGGACUAUACUACAAGGUUGGCCGGAAUCGCGGUCAGACUGCGAGUCCGCGGUAACCGAUUUCUGGAAUCACCGGGACGAAUUGUCAUUCGAAGAUGAACUAUUUUUCAGAGGUCAAACACUCCUCAUUCCAAAAUCCCUGCAAGUAGAAAUGGUUAAACAGGUUCACACAGGUCACCUAGGUGUAACCAAGACUUUACAGCGCGCCAAAGACUGUUUGUUUUGGCCUGGCAUGCAAAGGCAGAUCACAGAACACGUGUUGCAAUGCCCUAUAUGUUUGACUCACAGAGAUUCAAAUACGAAAGAACCCAUGAUCUCUCUAGAAUUCCCAGACAGACCGUACCAAGUUUUGUCAACAGACUUGUUUCAUUUGGACGGCAGAGACUAUCUACUUACGAUUGAUCAUUAUUCAAGAUUUUUUGAAGUUGACCAUUUGACAAAUACACGAUCUAGUACGAUUGUUCACAAACUGCAGGCACAUUUUGCUCGCAAUGGAAUUUGCGAUGUUUUACAUAGUGAUAAUGGGCCUCAAUUUUCGAGCUCAGAAUUCGCUGAUUUUGCAAAAUCAUGGAAGUUCAAACAUCAAACGUCUUCACCUCUUCAUCCCCAGGGUAACUGCUUGGCUGAACGCGGAGUAGGUAUUGCGAAGAAAAUUAUGAAAAAAGCAAGAGAUAGUGGUCAAAAUGUAUACCUUGCUUUAUUAGAAUAUAGAAAUACGCCACUAGAUUGUGGAUACACCCCUGUUCAACUACUUUGUAGUCGCAGAACCAAAUCAGUUUUGCCAAUCACAAACAAAGCUCUAUUGCCCCAAAUAGUGAAUGCUAGCAAGGUGAAACAGACGGCUAUUCAUACAAAAUCGAAGCAAAAGCAGCAUCACGAUUCAUCAUCAAGGCAAUUAAAGCCCAUAUUCAUUAAUGACUCUGUUAGAGUUCAAACAGGAAAAAUUUGGGUUCCUGCAAAAGUCGCGCAACAAAAUGGACCGAGGUCAUUCACUGUACAAACACGAGAUGGAAAAAUUUACCGCCGAAAUCGCAAAGUUCUACAUAAAACAAAUGAAAUUGUGUCAGACAUCCUGCCUUUAGAUUACAACAUUUCGGCUAGCUCUCCGAUUUCCCCAGAUGCGCCCCAGUCGGUCAGCUCAGGUCAAAUUCCGACUUCAAGCAAUUCAAACAGUGAAUCAGGCUCCCCUUAUGUAACACGGUCUGGCAGAUUUGUGAGAAGGAAUGUGCGCAACUAUGAUCAGAACUGGGUUAACCACUUAUCAGCGAUCAAAUGCUGA
Mya arenaria is the source of this 4053-nucleotide messenger RNA. RefSeq lists its product as uncharacterized. The transcript has a single exon. Gene Ontology annotation, molecular function: nucleic acid binding. Gene Ontology annotation, biological process: DNA integration. Lineage: Eukaryota; Metazoa; Mollusca; Bivalvia; Myida; Myidae. The record is from RefSeq and is a predicted model, not a curated record. The coding region runs from base 1 to 4053 and encodes 1350 amino acids.